This is a messenger RNA of Haliaeetus leucocephalus (bald eagle), 1559 nucleotides long. RefSeq names its product tubulin, beta class I (gene TUBB). Gene Ontology annotation, cellular component: cytoplasm; microtubule. The transcript is spliced from 4 exons. Gene Ontology annotation, molecular function: structural constituent of cytoskeleton; GTP binding; GTPase activity. Lineage: Eukaryota; Metazoa; Chordata; Aves; Accipitriformes; Accipitridae. Bases 128 to 1462 code for a protein of 444 amino acids. The record is from RefSeq and is a predicted model, not a curated record. Gene Ontology annotation, biological process: microtubule cytoskeleton organization; mitotic cell cycle.
AUUGUCGCCGCCGCCGCGCUCGCAAUAGCGCUACCGCCUUAAAGGGGCCGCGCCAGCGAAUCGCCCAUCAAGACCGGGUGGGGCCCACCUCUCCGUCACCGCGCCCAGCCCGACCCACGCCGCCACCAUGAGGGAGAUCGUCCACAUCCAGGCGGGCCAGUGCGGCAACCAGAUCGGGGCUAAGUUCUGGGAGGUGAUCAGCGACGAACACGGCAUCGACCCCACUGGCACUUACCAUGGUGACAGCGACCUCCAGCUCGACCGCAUCAGCGUCUACUACAACGAGGCCACCGGGGGUAAGUACGUGCCAAGGGCCAUCUUGGUGGACCUGGAGCCAGGCACCAUGGACUCAGUGCGCUCGGGACCCUUCGGGCAGAUCUUCCGGCCGGACAACUUUGUUUUCGGCCAGAGUGGCGCAGGCAACAACUGGGCCAAGGGUCACUACACGGAAGGGGCCGAACUGGUGGACUCGGUCCUGGACGUGGUGAGGAAGGAAGCGGAGAGCUGCGACUGCCUGCAGGGCUUCCAGCUGACCCAUUCGCUGGGUGGUGGCACCGGCUCCGGCAUGGGGACCCUCCUGAUCUCCAAAAUCCGUGAGGAAUACCCCGAUCGCAUCAUGAACACCUUCAGCGUCGUCCCAUCCCCCAAGGUGUCAGACACGGUGGUGGAACCCUACAACGCCACCCUGUCUGUCCACCAGCUGGUGGAGAACACGGAUGAGACCUACUGCAUCGACAACGAAGCCCUGUAUGACAUCUGCUUCCGCACCCUGAAGCUGACCACUCCCACCUACGGUGACCUCAACCACCUCGUUUCGGCCACCAUGAGCGGUGUCACCACCUGCCUCCGUUUCCCCGGUCAACUCAAUGCUGAUCUCCGCAAGUUGGCCGUCAACAUGGUGCCCUUCCCGCGUCUCCACUUCUUCAUGCCCGGCUUCGCCCCUUUGACGUCGCGCGGCAGCCAGCAGUACCGCGCCCUCACCGUCCCCGAGCUCACCCAGCAGGUCUUCGACGCCAAAAACAUGAUGGCCGCCUGCGAUCCCCGUCACGGCCGUUACCUCACGGUGGCCGCCGUCUUCCGAGGUCGCAUGUCCAUGAAGGAGGUGGACGAGCAGAUGCUCAACGUUCAGAACAAGAACAGCUCUUACUUCGUCGAGUGGAUCCCCAACAACGUGAAGACGGCCGUCUGUGACAUACCUCCGCGUGGUCUCAAGAUGGCUGUCACCUUCAUCGGCAACAGCACGGCCAUCCAGGAGCUCUUCAAGCGUAUCUCGGAGCAGUUCACGGCCAUGUUCCGGCGCAAGGCCUUCCUCCACUGGUACACGGGCGAGGGGAUGGACGAGAUGGAGUUCACCGAAGCAGAGAGCAACAUGAACGACCUUGUCUCGGAGUACCAGCAGUACCAGGAUGCCACCGCUGAGGAGGAGGAGGAUUUCGGUGAAGAGGCCGAAGAGGAGGCCUGAGGGCUGGUCGUCCUAGGAGAGCCCCUCGGCCUUUGCUGUCAUUGUCAUCCUCGGAGAGCCCUCGUCCUUCAGCAUUGUCCUUGGAGAGCCCUUGUCC